Molecule: messenger RNA, 654 nt
Organism: Knipowitschia caucasica
Lineage: Eukaryota; Metazoa; Chordata; Actinopteri; Gobiiformes; Gobiidae
Source: the annotation of a GenBank genome assembly
AUGGGAGAUGUUGUGGUGAGGGGUGGGGGGGGGUGUGGUGGGGGGGGGGGGGGGGGGGGGGGGGGGGGGGGGGGUGGGGGGUGGGGGGGGGGGGGGGUGGGGGGGGGGGUAUGGGGGGGGGGGGGGGGGGGGGGGGGGGGGGGGGGGGAGGGUGGGGGGGGGGGGGGUGUGGGGGGGGGGGGGGGGUGGGUGGGGGGGGUGGGGGUUGGGGGGGGGGGGGUUGUGGGUGGGGGGGGGGGGGGGUGGGGGGGAUGGGGGGGGGGGGGGGGGGGGGUGGUGGGGUGGGGUGGGGGGUGGUUGGGGGGGGGGGGUGGGGGGGGGGGGGUGUGGGGGGGGGGGGGGGGGGUGGGGGUGGGGGGGUUGGGGGGGGGGGUGGGGUGGGGUGGGGGGUGGGGGGGGGGUGGGGGGGGGGGGGGUGGGGGAGGGGGGGGGGGGGGGGUUGGUUGUGGGGGGGGGGGGGGGGGGUGGGGGUGUGGGGGUGGGUGGGGUGGAGGGGGGGUGGGGGUGGGGGUGGGGGGGGGGUGGGGUAGGGUGGGGGUGGGUGGGUGGUGUGAUAUGAGGGUUUUUGGGUUUGGUUGUGGAGGAUUUGAUUGUGUUAUUUGUUUAGGGGGGGUUGAGUGUUGGGGUGGGGGGGGUGGGUUUGGAGGAGUGUGA